ACUAGUCAGUAGAGGAUUCGUAUUUUAUCAAUUAUCAUCAUCUCCUCGAGAAAAGAAAAUGGGAGCUGAAGUUAUAGUGAUCUCUAAUAGCAUUGUUCGACCAGAGAGCUACAGCGAGGAAUCGGAUCGGGUUAAGAUCCAUCUCACACCAUGGGAUCUCUUCUUUCUUCGAGCCGAAUACCCACAAAGAGGUCUUCUCUUUCCUCAACCCGACCCGGAAACCCGUAUAAUCUCUCAACUGAAAUCCUCUCUUUCCGUCGCGUUGAAGAUCUUCUACCCAUUCGCUGGUCGUCUAGUCAAGAUUAAGAACGAAGACGAUGGAACGGCGUCGUUUUACGUCGAUUGUGAUGGCUCUGGUGUCAAAUUUAUCCACGCUUCAGCUAAAUCUGUUUCGGUUAGUGAUGUUUUAGAACCUGUUGACGGUAAUGUUCCUGAGUUCUUGAAUCGUUUUUAUCCGGCGAAUGGUGUUACAAGCUAUGAAGGGAUCUCGGAUUCGUUAAUUGCGUUUCAAGUAACUGAAUUGAAAGAUGGAGUUUUUAUAGGGUUUGGUUAUAAUCAUAUGGUUGCAGAUGGAUCUUCGUUUUGGAGUUUCUUCAAUACUUGGUCGGAGAUUUGCUUUAACGGGUUUGAUUCCGAUCAUCGGAGAAAGUUUCCUCCUUUGCUUCUCCGUGGGUGGUUUCUCGACGGGAUUGAGUAUCCGAUUCGAAUUCCGAUGUCGGAGACGGAGACACCGAACCGGGUUGUUGUUACUUCAUCGUUAAUACAAGAGAAGAUUUUUCGAGUCACGAGUAGAAACAUCUCUGAGCUUAAAGCUAAAGCUAACGGCGAGGUUAGUUCCGAUGAUCGGAAAAUCUCGUCACUUCAAGGGGUUUCAGCGUUUAUGUGGCGAUCGAUAAUUAGAAACAGUGGUCUGAAUCCGGAAGAAGUGAUUCAUUGCAAGUUACUGGUGGAUAUGAGACGAAGACUAAACCCUCCGCUGGAGAAAGAGUGUUUCGGGAACGUGGUUGGAUUCGCGACGGUGACGACCACGGUCGCGGAGAUGCUUAACAAUGGGCUUGGUUGGGCUGCAUUGCAAAUAAACAAAACUGUUGGGUCACAAACGAAUGAAGAGUUUAGAGAGUUUGCUGAGAAUUGGGUGAAGAAACCGAGUAUACUGAAUGCUAAGGCUUUUAGUAAUUGUAUAACAAUUGCUAGCUCUCCACGGUUCAAUGUGUAUGGAAACGAUUUCGGUUGGGGUAAACCAAUUGCGGUUCGAGCUGGACCGGGAAAUACUACCAAUGGUAAACUCAUUGCUUAUCCGGGGAUUGAAGAAGAAGCAGCGAUUGAUCGAUUACCGUUAGACCUUCUGGCUUAUAUAUUUUCAUUGGUCACUUCUUUCACCGUUUUGGGGCAGGCAAGUGGUGUUUGCAAGAAAUGGAGAAAAGCUGUAAAUCAAUCGAUGGCGAGAAGAGAAUCUCUGAGCUUUGCUGGUUGGAAAAUGGACGAUGAUUCCACUUCUCGUCUUGUUCAUCUUGCUUACAACCUCAAAGAACUCGACAUAUCUCGGAGCAGAUGGGGUUGUCAUAUAACUGAUAAUGGUCUUUACCAAAUAGCUUCUGCAAGAUGUGUUUCCAAUUUAAACUCUGUUUCUUUAUGGGGCAUGACCGCCAUUACUGAUUCUGGUGUUGUUCAACUGAUUUCAAGAACUUCUUCACUGCAACACCUAAACAUAGGAGGAACCUUUAUAACCGAUGAGUCUCUCUUCGCUAUUGCAGAACGCUGCCAUCAUCUUAAGACAAUCGGGAUGUGGUGUUGCCGUCAUGUGACAGAGAGAGGCCUUCUUGUUCUUGUAAACAAAUGCAGAAAACUCGAAUCGAUCAACUUAUGGGGAACUAGAGUUCCUGUGGAUUGCUUCAUUGCUUUACUUACUAUCAGUCCUGCACUUCAGAUCAAACCCAUGGAAUUGCUUCUCAAUGCUCAAAAUCCACCACCAUUGUUGCAUGCUGUCUAGUGUUGCUCAACAUUUGUCCUGUUUGUUGUGUACAUAGUAAUUCAUAAAAUUGAAUCUGCAUAUAUCUUAUGUGUUCUCUCAUCAAUAACAUAUAUAAAUUAUUCAGUAAACUUUCUUUUGAAGU
Molecule: messenger RNA, 2114 nt
Organism: Arabidopsis arenosa
Lineage: Eukaryota; Viridiplantae; Streptophyta; Magnoliopsida; Brassicales; Brassicaceae
Source: the annotation of a GenBank genome assembly